Molecule: messenger RNA, 4032 nt
Organism: Arachis stenosperma
Lineage: Eukaryota; Viridiplantae; Streptophyta; Magnoliopsida; Fabales; Fabaceae
Product: VIN3-like protein 1
Exons: 5
Coding region: 1385-3544 (719 amino acids)
Biological process (GO): epigenetic regulation of gene expression; vernalization response
Molecular function (GO): protein binding
Source: RefSeq, a predicted model, not a curated record
UUUAGAGGUUUUAAAUGUUUUUUUUAUAAUUUUAGAAGUUUUAUUUUGUUAAGUUUUAGAUGUUCUUUCUAACUAUUUUAAUUUUUUUUGUAGAUUUUGAAUUUUUAUAAAUUUAGAUGCUUUUUUGUUAAUUUUUUUUAUUUUUUUAAUAAUUUUAAAUAUUCUUUUUAUUUAGGAUAAAAAAUGUUAAUAAACCAAUUAAAGUUUAAAAUUACGUAUAUCUCUCAGGUGAAAAAAUGUUACGUGAAUGUUCCUAAUGAACAUUUCUAUAUAAAUUGAAACAGUUAGUAUCGAUUUACUAGGAUUUCAUACAAAUCGGAUGUGUUCAAUUCGAUUUACUUAAUAAUACAAGCUAAAUCGAAUUAGUCUGGAUCCAUUUAUAUUUUUUGAUAGAAUAGUCGUAAAUAGAAGCACCCAGGUUCAAUUUACAGUGUAUUACUAAAUAAAUUGAGUUGAGCACAUUCGAUUUACUAAAAUUAACAAUAUACAUACAUAAAUCGAAUUAGAUCCAUUCAAUUUAUCUGACAUCCUAAUAAAUCGAAUCACUCUAAUUCGAUUUACUACCAACAUUUGUAAAUCAAUAUUAGUUAUAUCGAUUUAUAUAGAAAUGUCCACUAAAAAUAUUCACGUAACAUUUUUUUUUAUUUAGGAUCUACUAAUGAGUUUCAAUAGUUUUAUUUACGUUUUUUACCUUUUUAUUUAGCUUAAAAUUGACUAAUUUAUUAAAAUAUUAGCUAAAAGAAUUAAUUACCUAAAAUUUUUCUUUUGAUUUAAAUUUAUAAGAAAUAUGAAUUCGUCAUUCGAUUGAAUUUUCUUUUGACAAAAAAAAUUGUCUGCAUCUAAUAUCUAAUGCGUUUUGAAAUUUUAUUUCAGAAAAAAACGGAAAACUAAGCCAGGCUAUUCAUUUGUCAUAGUUAUUGUAUUUCGUGCAAGAGUAUUUAAGGGCAUUUAAGUCCAUGCAGUUGAUUAAAGUGAAUGGAAAAUAGUUUAAAGGCGUGUAGCGUAGGCAUAGGAGGCACGCAAUAACAACGAGAGUGAGGCAAGUAUCCUAACUCCCAAGAACCUGCAGAAAACCCCAAACCCCUGCUUUCUUUCGUGCUACUCCGCCUCCCUUCGCCACGCUCCCUCCUCUGCGCGUGAUGUUCCCCACCUUCCCCCUCAGUUCUAAAACGUGAGCAACUCGUACAAGUUCCUCUCUCUUUCUCUCUCUCUGUUGUAUUGAAGCUAACACAACUAACCAACGGAGAAGCAGAAGUAGCGCUUUGGAUUGGUUUUCCUGUUCCUUUGGGAGCAAAUUGCUCCCUCCAUAAACCCUCGAUACAUUCCCAUUUUUCCCAAGACAAGGGCAAUUGAGUUGUAUACUUGUAGUGUUCAGCACUUGCUAAUGGACUUAGAAGAGAAAUUCGUUUGUAAAGUUUCUGGUGUGCAAAGCCUCUCUUCCAGUGUGCAAAGUACUCCCGAAAAAAAUGGCCAUUCUGAUGAUGCUUCAAGAAGUUCAGAACUCCUUCAAGAGUUUGUGAAGGCUGGUCCGAAGAAGGAACUUCUUCCAACGUGCUUUGCUAAGGACCAUAAGAAAGUUACUGCAAAAGGAAGGAUGGCUGAAACUAAGUCAACUGGUAAGACAACUAAGAAACAAGAUUCAAAAAAAGCUUCCAAUGUUGGAAAUCCGCCUUUCAGGAAGCAAAAUCGGAAGGCUGAAAACCCCAUGCGGAUCUUUCCUAAUCCUGACCAGACUUCUGAAUCUGGACAUUCUAACUCUUGGAUCUGCAAAAAUGCUGCCUGUAGGGCUGUUCUAUCUAUAGAUGACACAUUUUGUAGACGGUGUUCUUGUUGUAUUUGUCACCUUUUUGAUGAUAACAAAGAUCCUAGUCUUUGGUUGGUAUGCUUGUCUGAAUCUACUCAAGGGGACUAUUGUGGAUUGUCUUGCCAUAUCGAGUGUGCUCUCAAACAUGAAAAAGUAGGAGUUGUUGAUCAUGGACAACUGAUGCAACUAGAUGGUGGCUAUUGUUGUGCAUCAUGUGGCAAAGUUACUGGGAUACUUGAAUGCUGGAAGAAACAGCUAACUAUUGCAAAGGAUGCUAGACGUGUAGAUGCACUCUGUCACAGGAUAUAUUUGAGCUACAGGCUCUUGGAUGGGACUUUGAAAUUUAAAGAAUUGCAUGAACUGGUACAAAAGGCGAAGGCUAAACUGGAGACAGAAGUUGGUCCAGUUAAUGGGGUUUCUGCCAAGAUGGCACGAGGCAUUGUCAGCAGACUCCCUAUAGCUGGUGAUGUGCAGAAAUUCUGCACUCUUGCUAUUGAGAAAGCUGACAGAUGGCUGGCUAGUGUUCCAAAUGUGAAUCCUGAUUCCAGAGAGGGUUCACUUCCUGCUGCUUGCAAGUUUGUUUUUGAAGAGGUAACAGCUUCCUCUGUCAAAAUCAUUUUACUUGAAGUAUCAAAUGUGGCGGCUGAGAACAGUAAGGGAUACAAGCUUUGGUAUUACAAGAGUAGGGAAGAAUCACACACCAAAGAUCCUGUUUCUGUGAUUCCUAGAUCACAGAGGAGGGUUUUGAUAUCCAACCUUCAGCCUUGUACAGAAUAUACUUUUCGCAUUGUAUCAUAUACGGAUUCAGGAGACCUGGGUCAUUCUGAGGCUAAAUGUUUCACGAAGAGCAUCGAGAUAAUUCAAAACGUUCCUCCAUCUGUUGCUAUGGUACGAAAGAGAGAGAAUUUUCAAAUUGGGGCUUGUUCUUCUGGCUCGAAGAUUGAGCCCAAUCGCACUAUGAAAGACUCUGGAUUUAAGGUUCGAGACCUUGGAAAAAUUUUGCAUCUAGCUUGGGCUCAGGAACAAGGUUAUCUUGAAGAUUUUUGCUGUGCUGAUAUGAAAACGUGCUGUGGACAAAGUGAAAUGGUCAAGCCUAAAACUCCAGAAGAGCAGUUGCCUUCAGUUCCACGAGGCCUUGAUUUAAAUGUUGUUUCAGUUCCAGAUUUAAAUGAAGAACUAACACCUCCUUUUGAGUCUUCCAGGGAUGAAGAUAAUGGUUGCACUUUGAUGCAGGCUGUUGAGGCAGAUGAUGAUGCUGCCUCUCAUGAUCUUGAGAAGAAUGGUUUAGCAAGAUCCCAUGGGAGUGGUGAUUCCCAAACCUGGACCCAUCGCCCAACAGGGGAAGUGCCAGCUGUCGACUCUCGCAUAGACGUGACUAGAAAAAGGAUAGCAAGCACGAAUGAAGAGAUACAUGAUUGUGACAGUACUUUGAUAAAUGGUUCUCCUGUACGCAUAUCUGAUGGUUCAUCUUCCCUGGAUGAGAACUUUGAGUAUUGCGUGAAAGUAAUUCGUUGGCUAGAAUGUGAGGGUCACAUAAAACAGGAAUUUAGGUUGAAAUUGCUAACAUGGUUUAGUCUGAGGUCAACAGACCAAGAACGCAGAGUGGUUAACACCUUCGUUCAAACUCUCAUUGAUGAUCCAAGCAGUUUGGCAGGGCAACUUGUUGACUCUUUUUAUGACAUUAUAUCCAACAAGAGGCCAAGAACUGGAUUCUGUAAUAAAGCUUUGGCAUCAAACUAAGGGUGUGGAAUCCUGUUGUACAAGUCUGCUGCUAUUCCCAUGGAUCUUACGUUAACCAUUUUUAUGUCAAAAUUACCCUCUGAUUGUUUUCGCCUUCCUUGUACAGGCAAUUUUUUAGUCAAUCACAUUCCAAGUGAUUCAUUCUUAUUGUAGACAAGUUCUAUCUUGCAUUAAAAGGAUUUGCAUUGAAGAUGGUGGAAACUGUAAUUCUUUUGUCCGUGGUUCGGAGGAUCUUUUGACGUGAAGUUUCAAGAUGUAGCCAUUUUGCGAUUUCAUGGACUACCGCCUUUAUUAUGAAUUUAAUCAAAAAAGAUAUUAUUUAUUUAUUUAUUUAUUUUUAAAGUUAGAGAUGAAAUUUGAAUCCAAAAUGUUUAGGUUAAGAUGGAGAAAUUAUGUCAUUUGAAUUAUAGUUUGUUGACGAUAUUAUUUAUUUAUUUAGUGUUGAACUUCUCAUUACUUUUCAUUUGAAGGACAUGUUAUUUUUUUUA